AUGUCUGUCGAGGUGAUCAACACCAUCUCUCCAAAUACCAACGAGGUGGUCAUCACUCGCAAUGGCGCCUCCCCUGCCGAUCUGGAACUGCUCCCCAAGGUCGCCACUGAAGCUUUUCUGAAAUUCCGCAAGACGACCCUCAAGGAAAGGCAAGACAUUGUCCGGAAAUUCCUCGACGCAUUGGAUAAACGCCAGGAUGACCUCGCCCUGGAACUGACCACCCAGAUGGGCCGACCCAUCGCUUAUACGGCAAAAGAAGUCACCACCGCCAUCAAGAGGGCGGAACAUCUCCUCAAAAUCAGCUCUACAGUCUUGCAGGAUAUCGAGGGUGAGCCCGAGAAAGGGUUCAAGCGUUUCAUCCGAAGAGCACCCGUUGGCCCUGUUCUCAUCAUCUUUGCCUGGAAUUAUCCUUAUUUGAUUCUCAUCAAUGCGUUGAUUCCCGCAAUCCUGGCUGGAAACAGCGUGAUAUUGAAGCCAUCACCGCAAACGCCAACUAUUGUGGAACAAGUGGCCAGGCUAUUUUCCGAGGCCGGCUUGCCCGAUGGAGUCUUGCAAUAUUUCCACUGCGGCUCCCCUAGUGUCAUGGAAACUAUUGUGCGAGAUCCCAAGAUUGCCCUGGUGUGUUUCACGGGGUCCGUCGCCGGCGGCCUUGCCGUGCAAAAGGCUGCGGCCGACAGGAUUGUCAACGUGAGCCUCGAAUUGGGUGGCAAGGACCCCGCCUACAUCAGAGAUGAUGUAGAUAUCGACUGGGCUGCGGAGGAGAUUGUGGACGGCGCCAUCUUCAACUCUGGCCAAAGCUGCUGCUCCCUUGAACGAAUCUACGUGCAUGAAAACGUGCACGAUGCCUUUGUCGCGGCCGUUCAAAAGGUGCUCAAGGGAUACAAGCUUGGAGAUCCGUUUGACAAGUCGACUCAUGUAGGACCCGUCAUCUCUAAGCGUUCCAAGGAAACAAUCGAGUCGCACAUUCAGGACGCCUUGGAAAAGGGAGCCAAGGAUGCUACGCCGGAAAACGAAAGCUUCCAAAACCCCCCGCCCAAGGGCAACUUUGUGAAACCAACCCUGUUGACGGAUGUGGAUCACACGAUGACUGUCAUGACGGAAGAGACAUUUGGGCCUGUGAUUCCGGUCAUGAAGGUAAAGGGUGACGACGAGGCCGUGAAGCUGAUGAACGAUAGCGAGUUUGGGCUCACGGCUAGCAUCUGGACCAAGGAUGUGGAUCGAGGCUACGCGCUUUCAGAGCAGGUUGAUGCUGGUACUGUCUUUGUCAACCGCUGCGAUUUCCCCAGUCCGGACCUUGCGUGGACCGGAUGGAAGAACUCAGGUAGAGGACAGACGCUUGGCAAAUUUGGCUUUGACGCAUUUGUCAAGUCCAAGAGCUUUCACAUCAAGGACUAUCCGAAAUAA
Trichoderma aggressivum f. europaeum is the source of this 1404-nucleotide messenger RNA. RefSeq lists its product as uncharacterized. Gene Ontology annotation, molecular function: oxidoreductase activity, acting on the aldehyde or oxo group of donors, NAD or NADP as acceptor. Bases 1 to 1404 code for a protein of 467 amino acids. The record is from RefSeq and is a predicted model, not a curated record. The transcript is spliced from 3 exons. NCBI's taxonomy places the organism in Eukaryota, Fungi, Ascomycota, Sordariomycetes, Hypocreales, Hypocreaceae.